AUGGCGAGCCUAAACGAAGGCUCACAGGAAGCGCAGCAGCGAUGGGGUGUCAUGGAGGGGAAGCUGGACAAGCGCUUGCUGCGGGGGAUUGAGAAGAUGGGCUUUGAGUUCCUCUCGCCGGUCCAGCUGAUGACCUUGACCAAGCUGCCCGACUUCCGAUCAGACUGCCUCGUGCAGGCGAAGACUGGCACCGGCAAGACGUUGGCUUUUCUCCUACCUGCUCUCCACUCGCUCCUGGCAUCGCCACCACUUCCAAAAGGCGAAGUCGCAAUCCUGGUCUUAUCACCUACCCGCGAGCUUGCACUGCAAAUUGCGAAAGAAUGCGAGUCGGUGACAGCACAGUUCGCUCCGCCUGUCGAAUGUCACACAGCCUACGGCGGCACUGCGAAAGACCGGGAGCUGAAGCGAUUCAUGACCGGCGACCCCAAGGUGCUCGUCGCAACCCCGGGAAGGCUUAAUGACUAUCUGAGCGACGACAAAGUCGCCAGGAAACUCAACCGCAUGCGUACACUCGUGCUAGAUGAGGCUGACACCAUGCUUGACACCGGCUUCCUCCCCGCCAUCAUCCAGAUCCUCAGUCGGCUGCCUCCCAAGACCCAAGGCUGGCAAGGCAUGUGCUUCAGCGCUACGAUCCCCAGCAAGAUGGACACAGUGCUGCCGAAAGUCCUCAAGCCAGGCUACACGAGGCUCUCGACCGUCGACCCGAACGAGACGCCCACAAUCGACCGAGUGCCACAAUUCUUCGUGACAGUGCCCAGCAACCGUGAAGUCUACACCACGCUCCACGCUCUGCUCCAAAAAGAAUUCGAGUUGUCUCCAAACAACUUCAAGGUCAUCGUAUUUGGUUCCACAGCAAACGGUGUGGCUCUCAUGGCGGCGUUGUUCUCGAACCUUCUUGGCAAGAACAGCUCGAUCGAAGUCUUCCAAUUGCAAAGCCGCCUCUCUCAGGCUGCGCGAACCCGGACGACGAACGAGUUCAAAGCAGCCUCCAGCGGCUUGAUGCUGGCCAGUGACGUGAUUGGUCGUGGCAUGGACUUCCCGAACGUCAGUCUGGUCAUCCAGGUUGGCUUGCCCGCUAACGGCGAUCAGUACAUCCAUCGUGUUGGUCGAACAGCUCGCGCAGGCAAUGAAGGUCGAGCCGUCAUCCUUCUCACCCAGCGCGAGAGCUUCUUUCUUCGAGCAAACAAACGUCUCACAAUCAACCCUUACCCCACUGACAUCAGCCCCGUGGCGAGUGCGCUGGCACCAGAAGUCGACCGGGCUUUCGAGAACGUAGACGAGCCCACCAAAUCGAAGGCAUACCAAGCCUGGCUGGGCUUCAACAAGACAUCCACAAAGCAGCUGCAACUGACCAACGACGGUCUCGUCGAGCAAGCGAACGAGAUGGCUGCGACUAUGGGCUGUCCGGAGCCGCCGAUGAUCGAUAAGCGUGUCAUCGGUAAGAUGGGGUUGAAGGGUGUCAAAGGACUGAACGUGGGACUCGUUGAGACUGGAGGUGGCGGAAGGGGCGGUGGCGGUAGUAGGGGCGGCCGUGGUGGCGGUCGAGGAGGAGGUAGGGGAGGGAUGGCGAAUGGAGGUGGCCGGCCCAACGGCUCUGCGAAGUCUGACCCAGCGCCCAGGAAUGGUGGAGGUAGAGUGGCCAAGGCCACUUCCGACCAGGGUGGGAGGAGGAGGAAUGGCGGGAAGAAUGUGAACAAGGACUGA
Saxophila tyrrhenica is the source of this 1704-nucleotide messenger RNA. RefSeq lists its product as uncharacterized. NCBI's taxonomy places the organism in Eukaryota, Fungi, Ascomycota, Dothideomycetes, Mycosphaerellales, Extremaceae. Gene Ontology annotation, cellular component: mitochondrion. The record is from RefSeq and is a predicted model, not a curated record. The transcript has 3 exons. Gene Ontology annotation, molecular function: nucleic acid binding; ATP binding. Bases 1 to 1704 code for a protein of 567 amino acids.